Molecule: messenger RNA, 1341 nt
Organism: Carassius carassius (crucian carp)
Lineage: Eukaryota; Metazoa; Chordata; Actinopteri; Cypriniformes; Cyprinidae
Product: 5-hydroxytryptamine receptor 1E-like
Exons: 2
Coding region: 220-1332 (370 amino acids)
Biological process (GO): adenylate cyclase-activating adrenergic receptor signaling pathway
Cellular component (GO): plasma membrane
Molecular function (GO): G protein-coupled serotonin receptor activity
Source: RefSeq, a predicted model, not a curated record
GGAUCUGCCCAGGUGUGUGCGGGAGAUUCAUAGACACACACCUGAUGAAGCAGCUCGCCAGGUCAGAAGCGGCUCUUUCCCACUCAACAUGGAUAUUUGAUUGACCUUACAGAAGUGCUUGGACGCUUGAGAUGCAGGCCGUCACUGAUCCAGCACGCAGGUCUUUGGGGCUUUAGUCCUGGGCAGAGGGAUCCUCCUGACUGAGGGAGAGGCUGUGGGAUGGAGAUGGAGCGUUACCUGGGCUCUCCGGCCAACACCACCAACACCACUGCCACCCCAGGAUCGGCCUUUGGAAUGGAGCUGUUGAUGGAGCGACUGGCCGUGGUGGCUCUGCUAGCGCUGUUGACGCUGCUGACGGCCGUGGUGAACGGGGCUGUCAUCGCAGCCAUCUGCACCACCAAGAAGCUCCACCUCCCUGCAAACUACCUCAUCUGCUCCCUGGCCGUCACUGAUUUCCUGGUGGCCGUGCUAGUGAUGCCCAUCAGCAUCCUCUACAUCACCACUGAGACCUGGCUGCUGGGGCCGUUCGUGUGCGAGGCAUGGCUGAGUGUUGACAUGACCUGCUGCACCUGCUCCAUCCUGCACCUGUGUGUGAUCGCGCUCGACCGCUACUGGGCCAUCACUAAAGCCAUCGAGUACGCCCGCAAGAGGACGGCCCGGCGUGCCGGUGUCAUGGUGGCCACCGUCUGGUUCAUCUCCAUCUUCAUCUCCAUUCCGCCUCUGUUCUGGAGGCAGCGCGGGGACGGGACUGGCCCGCAGCAGUGCAUCAUCGAGCACGAUCACGUGGGCUACACCAUCUACUCCACAUUCGGUGCUUUCUACAUCCCCAUGACUCUCAUCCUUAUCCUGUACUCCCGGAUUUACAGCGCCGCCAAGACGCUGUACCAGAAGCGCGGCUCCUCACGCUAUCUCAGCAGCCGCAGCACUGACAGCACCAACUCGCUGAACCGCUGUCGUGUCAAGCACGCCUUCUGCGUCUCCACCUCUGACCACACCACGGAGUUCGACCGCAACCAUGCUGCCGUCCGUGCGCCGCUCGACAUGGAGACACCGGAGCUGGACGAGAGGAACCAGAUCUGCACGUCUCGGGAGAGGAAGGCGGCUCGGAUUCUGGGGCUCAUCCUGGGAGCCUUUAUCCUGUGCUGGCUCCCGUUCUUCCUGAAAGAGCUGCUGGUGGGAUUGAAUGUGCCCAGCCCCUCGCCUCAGGUGUCCGAUGCGCUCACCUGGCUGGGAUACAUCAACUCGCUGAUUAACCCGCUACUGUACACUAUCUUCAAUGAGGACUUCAAGCAGGCUUUCAAGAGACUGUUUAGGUGGAAGGAGCACACAUAAGCCCCUUUU